Molecule: messenger RNA, 772 nt
Organism: Postia placenta MAD-698-R-SB12
Lineage: Eukaryota; Fungi; Basidiomycota; Agaricomycetes; Polyporales; Adustoporiaceae
Exons: 3
Coding region: 156-533 (125 amino acids)
Source: RefSeq, a predicted model, not a curated record
UGCAGCGCCUGCUCGACGAUAUCCGCACCUCCUCGAGUUUCCGCUUUCGCGCGAGCGCACCGUCCGAGACCAAGGUGGCGCGGACGUAUGUGCAUCCACAGCAGCCUGGGCAGCAAGCCGCGUAUCUUUUCGCAGAGUCCCUAGUGCAUCGUUUCAUGCGGAGCGCAGACCUGCAGGUCCCAAAACUUUGGUUCGCGGCGAACGCCGAUGCGGUGGUGGAGCUGUACGGGGCGCAACAUGAGGUCACGCGCGACACCCUCUCUCUGGUCACGGGGACACUUGAAGCCCGCAAGUACGCCAUGUUCGCCAGCGACGGCUUUCCUGAGGAGCAGAUCCGAUUCGAAGUCUACGCUUCUACUAAGCGGAGUGGGCAGUGGGGGCGCUUUCCUCCUCCGGCUGACAUGCCGCUGCGAGACGGCGAGCUAGAGAGAUGCUUCCAGUCGCGUGUCUCCGAUCGGGCAGGCGGAUGGGACGCACUGAUCGUGGCUCGUAUAGGUUACAAGGAAGGUAGUUCCGAGCCGCAAGAGCUUUAAUCGUUCUCGAGGUGUUGGCAUGCCAGUGAGACGAAGUCUGGGAUGUAGACCUCUCUCCGAGAGGGUUUGGCAGGUUGACACCACGAGGCACUGGGGAGAGGGGUAGUUAUUAAAAGUCAGUUAUUGGUCAGUUAUUCACCAGGCUUUGGCAUAAAGUCUCCAAGCAGCGGCUACAGUGUCCAAUGCGAAUCAUGUGUAGUGCACGGUACUAGCUGAGAUGCAAGUAUGGGUGAAAAUGG